UUAAUUUGGUUAUUGGUUAUGUGUAUGUGUGCCAUAAACAAACUGUAUUGCAGUAUUUCUUUGGGUAGAAACAAAAUAUCGAUAAAUAAAAUGUUUAUAUAUGAAGAAUAUUUUCAGUGAAUCAAAUGUGUUGUAUUAUAAGGCGAACGUACUUUUCGUUAUGGAGUAAGUACUUAGAUUUCGCUUCUCUUCAUAUAAGGCUAAGUAUUUGAUUAUAAAAAUGAGUAGACGAAAAAAAGCAAAGCUUGAAUUAAAAGAGGAAGAUAAAAACAGCGUCGGAGAUGAAGAAAACUCCGAAAACACAGAUAAGUCUAAAAUUCAACAGUCUGAUAAAAAACUUAGCCCAGGACCAAGCACUUCAAAAAACAACAAGAAAGAUGCCAAAAAGGAGGAGAUAAAAGCCGAUGACGACAAGAAAAACGAUGACCCCGAAUCAGAACUUGACGACCCUGUGAUAAAAGACCUAUUUUCUGGUUUAGAAGGUGCAGCUUUUCAAAGUCGAAUGCCUUUUGACAAACUAACCUCGACAGAAGCUGCCUGUUUUCCAGAUAUUGCCAAUGCAGCCCUGCAGACAGUAAGAGUAUAUUUAAAUGUACGCAAUCGUAUACUUCAGAUGUGGUUAGAGAAUCCCAAGCAACAGUUAAUCAUAGAACAUGUUUUCGAAAAAAUGGAAUCCCCUUACAAUAGUGAUACACAGCUGGUCAAAAGGGUACACGCCUUCCUAGAGAGAAAUGGAUUUAUAAACUAUGGAAUUUUUAAAAGACUAAAACCUAUUCCCUCUAAAAAAUAUGGAAAAGUUAUAGUUAUAGGUGCUGGAAUAGCUGGUUUAGCAGCAGCACAGCAGUUGCAACAAUUUGGACUGGAGGUUAUAGUGUUAGAAUCAAGAGAUAGGGUUGGAGGUCGCAUUGCAACAUUUCGAAAAGGGAAUUAUAUUGCUGAUAUUGGUGCUAUGGUAGUAACCGGCUUAGGAGGAAACCCUAUCACAACUUUAAGUAAACAGAUAGACAUGGAAUUGCAUCGCAUUCGCCAAAAGUGUCCUUUAUACCAAUCAAAUGGUGUUACUGUAGAUAAAGACAAAGAUGAAAUGGUCGAAAGGGAAUUCAAUCGUCUUUUAGAAGCCACAUCUUAUCUGUCACAUCAGCUUGACUUUAACUAUGCCGGUAAUAAACCUGUUAGUUUAGGGCAAGCACUAGAAUGGGUUAUUAAGUUACAAGAGAAGAAUGUUAAAGAAAAACAAAUACAACAUUUAAAGUCUGUUAUUACCCUGCAGGAGAAAUUAAAAGGAAGUCAACAAAUGAUGACAAACGUGAAAGAGAAAAUGAAAGAAAUAAAAACUAAAGUUGAUGAGAUGGCUGUUAUAGAAAAACGAAAUACUGAUGAGCAAUUUGCUUAUGCUAGUGGAGUUAAAGAUUUAAAAGACUUAGCUAUCCAGUGGGAUCAAUUAAAGGAGCAGGCGAAGGAAAUUGAAGCAAAACUGGAAGAAUUAGAUAGUUCCAAACCAAGUGAUGUUUACUUAUCUUCUAAAGAUCGUCAAAUUUUGGAUUGGCACUUUGCAAAUUUAGAAUUUGCUAAUGCAACACCUCUAUCUACUCUUUCACUAAAGCACUGGGAUCAAGAUGACGAUUUUGAGUUUACAGGAAAUCAUCUAACAGUAAGAAAUGGGUAUUCUUGUGUACCAGUUGCUUUAGCAGAAGGUCUUGAUAUUAAACUGAAUGCUGCUGUCAAGAAGGUCGAGUAUAAUAGCAGAGGUGUAGAAGUUACUGUAUAUAAUCCAAGAAAUCCAUCAACAACGAAUACCUAUCAUGCUGAGGUGGUUUUGUGCACGCUACCUUUAGGCGUGCUUAAACUAAGUGCUGUACCCUCUAGUACUCAACUGAAUACAGUGCAAUUUUUACCACCUCUACCAGACUGGAAAACGUCUGCAAUUCAGCGUCUGGGUUUUGGCAAUCUCAACAAGGUGGUGUUAUGUUUUGAGAGAAUAUUCUGGAACCCACAGGCGAAUCUCUUUGGUCAUGUUGGAAGUACAACAGCUAGCAGAGGAGAACUUUUCCUCUUCUGGAAUCUAUAUAAAGCCCCUGUGUUACUCGCCUUAGUUGCAGGUGAAGCUGCAGCGAUAAUGGAAAAUGUAACAGAUGAUGUGAUAGUUGGAAGAUGCAUUGCAGUACUUCGAGGAAUUUUCGGGCAAUCGGGAGUGCCUCAACCGAAAGAGACUGUUGUCACGCGAUGGCGAGCCGAUCCCUGGUCACGAGGUUCCUAUAGUUUCGUAGCAGUAGGUAGUUCUGGAAGUGAUUACGAUCUGUUGGCCUCGCCGGUAAUUCCGCCGAACGAUCAAGGGGUUUCUGUGACUUCGGGCCCUGCGCGAGUGUUUUUCGCGGGUGAACAUACUAUUAGAAACUAUCCGGCUACCGUGCAUGGAGCUUUCUUAAGUGGACUUAGAGAAGCGAGCAGAAUUGCCGAUCAGAUCAUCGGCAAUCCGUGUCAACCACAGCCAGCCGAAAAUUAAAUUGCAAUUUGUAAAUAUUUGUGAUUAGUACAAAAGUCAUAUAGUUAUUUAUUUUAUAUUUAUUGGAUACACUGAAUAAAUAAUUUAAUUUAA
Messenger RNA from Diabrotica balteata, 2596 nucleotides. The record is from the annotation of a GenBank genome assembly. Lineage: Eukaryota; Metazoa; Arthropoda; Insecta; Coleoptera; Chrysomelidae.